AUGGAUCAGUACGACCACUUCUCAGCCCUCUCAGCACCCAGUGGCUCUUACCCUUCAGCCAGCAAUGGCAACACCAACAUCCUCCUCAAUCACGGCAUGGUCUCUUCCGAGGACCUCACAGAGAUGCCACGCAUUCAGAAGCGUCCACGACGUACCCAUGCUCGUCGUUCUUGUCAGAUGUGUCAACAGCGCAAAGCAAGGUGCGAGUUGCCAGACCUUGACGUUCCUUCUGGUCCUCUCCCACUUCCAGAGCAUCAAGCUUGCCAUCGUUGCAAGACCCUUCAGAUCUCGUGCAUUGUCGAUGAUGCCAACAAGAAGAAAGCCAAGAAGCCAGCUGCUGAUGGCAUCAACGCCAAGCCAGCGUCGACCAAGAAGCGAGACUCUGUACCCAACGCUGUCCGACAGCAAGGCAUGCGAAAAUCAUCCACCAAUGCUUCCCUCUCUUCUUCAUUAGGCGAACCAAUGAGCAUCGCUAGCACCGGCAGCAGUAAUGCCACCAGCCUCUUACCUUCCGGUGUCGCCUCUGCCGAUACUGAUUCCGAUGCCGACAACCUCAAGUAUGCUGGAGGUCGCGUGUUCGCUGAUCAGAUUGUAUACCCCGCCGAAGCACGUCUCGUCUCCCGGACCCCUGAAUCGUCCUCAGAUGAAGGCACACCACCGCCUUCCGCCGCUAACAACGAUCAAGCCAGUGCAGCUUCCGGUCGUGCCGGUUCCACAGAGACCUACAUCCAGACAAACGAUCGCUGUCCCAAUGACACCGCAAACAUCGAUAUCUGGGAACGCUUUUCCACCUGUAGUCGACCUCUCACCCUACUCACCGAGCUAGUUCCACGUCAGAAUGGCUUCGCCUCCAAAGUCUUCCGUCUGGUCUCGGCACGAGCUACCAUUGAGACUGACAUCACAGAGCUUGUCUCUAACGAAAAGUCCAAGAUCCUCAGCGACUGGUGCGAGGAGAACCUUACCUUGUGGCUACCCCAUGUUUCCAACGCACAUCAGCUACGUCAAGAUGCACUUCAAGGCAAGCAAACGCUCUCGACACAGCUGCUCGAGCAAGUUCUCUACUUGAUUGCCAUGCAGCACAUCCGCGAUCCUAAGGAUGACGUGGUACGCUUCUCUGUUGCCAGGUUCGUCAUUCGCGAUCUGGCACGAGUCAUGAUGACUUCUCCACGAUCGCAAAAGGCUGUCGAAGCGUUGGAGUUGCUCGCUCUCUUCCCUGUCGACGUCUCGGUCAUUCCAGGUCCGUCUCGUAAUCGCAUCCGUACCGACGCGCUUAUCAGCACAGCCGAACGAUUCGCUCGUUCUGUCCGCCUUGACCGCGUAGCACUCACGGCUGCCGCACCUUACUCCUUCUUCUCGUCGAACAACCAACUCGACGAUUUCGAGACCAAACGCACCGCAAUGGAGUGGGCUAGCGUCAAGACAUGGCACAACUGUUUCACCAUGGGUGACGACGAGCUGUACGAGAGCGUCGAUGAACGAUUCUUCUGUGAUGAUUGGAGUCGAUCCUUGAUGCUGACUACUGAAGAAGACGCCGCCCCACUCGAUCUCACUCCUGAGGCUCGCGAGGCCAGACUUUCAGGAGAAGAGCUAGCGAUCGGUACAGAAUACCACAUGUUUGCGGAGCGACGCUGGUCCAGAAGACGAAGGAUCGGAAGCACAGGUUUGGCAAUGCGAUGCUUGGCGAUGAAGCAAUUGCUCGUUGCCUUCGACGCUAUUCGCAACUCUCCCAUCGACGUUUCCGAGUCCGAACGCAUUGCCAAUGUGUCAAAGAUAUUUGACGAGUAUACCAGACAGAUCAGCGCCGUCGAUCAAGAGUUCCGCGGUCACCUCGUUGAUGGUCCCGAUGGCUGUCAGGUCUUGUCCACAUGGCUCACACUCGAAACCACUGCUGGCUACCUGCUUGUCCUUGGCGCCGGCAUCCUUCGUAGUCUUGGCAUCGACAAGAAGGAGAGUUUACCAUCUCACGAACUUGCUCUUCUCAUCCAAGAUGAAAACGCCUCGGCAGUCAUGCGCACCUUUUUGACGCGCUAUGGAGAGCAACGCAUCCUGGCAGCCGAGAAAGUGCUGGUCAACGUCUCCCUUCUGUGCUCGGAAGCUCGAUCUGGCCGCGUAGCUCCUUCUGGGGAUUGGACUCGCGAUAUGCUGCAGGCAACACACUCGCCUACACCGAAUAAGAAGCGUUGGAUGGUCGAAGGGCAAUCUCGCACGGUGCUCCCAAUGAUGAAUGUCUGCGGCUACGCCCUCGAAGCGGCGUUCAACGCAAUGGAGAUGCACGCUACCAUGUUCAAGCUUUGGAAGACACCUCCGAAGAGGUCGGAAAGCUGGCAGGCGGUGUUCAGCAACGUCAUCAAAGCGAUGUUGAGUCUGGAUCCUAAGGGCAGCAUUCAGAAUGGAAGCAUUCCUGCGACUUGUGCGUAUGUCUUGCAGGGAAUGUUGAAAGUCAUUGUUACUUGGACUGAUUGUUCGAGGAAGAAGGAGAGCCAGCGUACUACGGCAAACACUCCUGGUCGAGGCGCAGGGGAAGGCGGUGGUGUAGGAGGCAGAGCGAAUGGUUUCAGUAGUUCGCCGGAUGUAGCAAGAUACGAGGCUUUGCUGCAGGACUACGCCCAGCAGCAACCGCAGGGUCUGGCCAAUGGAGGGUUCAGCGUCACAGCCUCAUUAUUCGAAGCUAACUUACCACACCAAGCCCAAGGGUAUAGCGAUCUCCGCUCCAAAUUCUGUCCCAACCCAACCAGCAAUAUGCGAUCACAACCUUACCAACCUGACACAACAGAAUCUCUCGCAGCAGCUAUCCCGCCUCCUCACUUCACAAACCUUGCUCAACAGCAAAGCUACUCUUUCCCGCAACUCCCGCCUUCAGCGAUGGACACCUCGAGUUACCGUUCCAAUCCUUCGAAUUCUUCUAGUCAUUCUCAUAGCCCACCUCACACCGCCGACUACACGUCUGCGAACGGAAUGCAGGGAGCUGCUGUAAACGGUAACGGUGAAGGAACAAUGGCAAGGGGGAUGAACACGAACGCAAACGGAGAACAAAUGCCUGCGGUUGCUAUAAAUAGUUUGGAUUUCAUCCUGAACGAUGUUUUGGGCUCUAGUGAAUGGAGUGGUAUUCUUAGGGAUAUCUGGAGGACGGACAUCUGA
This is a messenger RNA of Ustilago hordei, 3138 nucleotides long. RefSeq lists its product as uncharacterized. Bases 1 to 3138 code for a protein of 1045 amino acids. The record is from RefSeq and is a predicted model, not a curated record. Lineage: Eukaryota; Fungi; Basidiomycota; Ustilaginomycetes; Ustilaginales; Ustilaginaceae. Gene Ontology annotation, biological process: regulation of DNA-templated transcription. Gene Ontology annotation, molecular function: DNA-binding transcription factor activity, RNA polymerase II-specific; zinc ion binding. The transcript has a single exon.